Molecule: messenger RNA, 330 nt
Organism: Durusdinium trenchii
Lineage: Eukaryota; Dinophyceae; Suessiales; Symbiodiniaceae
Source: the annotation of a GenBank genome assembly
GGUGGCACAGUUGGAGGGCAACCUGGUGCAGGACAAGGUCUUUCCAGUCAACCUGAUCAGCCAGAUCAGUCUCGGGGGCCAAGUUCUUCGGUUCCUCAAGAGUCGAGCUCCAAUGGACGUGGAGGUCAACAUCCUGCGGACAGAACUUCUCAAGAGGGAAGCCAAAGAGGAGGUUUUGCGGGGACUGGAGGUGGUGGUCGUCAUGGAGGUGGCCAUCAUGGUCUUGGAGGGCACGAUCGUGGUCUCUCGUCAGUGGGUGCACUGGGGAGUGGUCUGGGUGGCAGCUGUUCAGGCAGUUUCCCUCAUGGUGGAGGAGUGGAGGAAGACCAG